Cavia porcellus (domestic guinea pig) is the source of this 1087-nucleotide messenger RNA. RefSeq names its product retinitis pigmentosa 9 protein-like. The record is from RefSeq and is a predicted model, not a curated record. Lineage: Eukaryota; Metazoa; Chordata; Mammalia; Rodentia; Caviidae. Gene Ontology annotation, biological process: RNA splicing. The transcript is spliced from 6 exons. Bases 76 to 738 code for a protein of 220 amino acids.
CAGGGGGCGCCCGCUGGCGGGAACGCGCGCCGUAGAGGCGGUGCCGUGUCGGCCGCGGCGGGGCGCAGGGCCGCGAUGUCGUCCCGGCCUGGGCCCGGCGGCGCGGGGUCUGGGGGCGCGCGGCGGCCGCGGGAGCCGGAGCACGAGCUGCGGCGGCGCCAGGAGCAGAAGCGGCGGCGACGGGACGCGGAGCAGCUGCGGGAGCUGCGGCACGUGGAGCACUUUUAUGAGAAGCCUCCCCCUGGGCUGAUCAAGGAAGAUGAGAGCAAGCCGGAAGACUGCAUCCCUGACGUGCCAGGCAACGAGCACGCCCGGGAGUUCCUGGCACAUGCACCCACGAAAGGACUCUGGAUGCCACUGGGGAAGGAGGUCAAAGUGAUGCAGUGUUGGCGUUGCAAACGGUAUGGUCACCGGACAGGUGACAAAGAAUGCCCGUUCUUUAUCAAAGGCAACCAAAAGCUGGAACAGUUCAGAGUGGCACAUGAAGAUCCUAUGUACGACAUCAUUCGGGAGAAUAAAAGACAUGAGAAGGACGUGAGGAUCCAGCAGCUGAAACAGCUCCUGGCAGACUCCACCUCAGAGGAGGACGGGAGCAGCUCUGAGUCCUCGGAGGGUAGAGAGAAACACAAGAAGAAGAAGAAGGAGAAGCACAAGAAAAGGAAGAAGGAAAAGAAGAAAAAGAAGAAGAAGCGGAAGCAAAAGUCUUCCAAGCCAAGUGAGAGUUCAGACUCUGAGUGAGGCAGACGCCUUGCCGAGCACCUUUGCCCCGGCACCGGCCUGGGCAGAGGGGACACACAGAGUGGUGGAGCCAGUGGCUGGGAGGGGACAUCGGGUUUGUGGGGACAUUCACUGCUGCCUGAAGGACGCUGAGCUAUUCCCCAGCACCAGGCCUCCCUACUGUCACACAGGAGAGCUGAGAAUCUUUUGCAGCCUCCAUAGGCAGCAGCAGGACCAGGGUCCCCUGGUGGCCUUGUGGGCCUGCACUGGCCUGGAGGGCGCCCCCUAGUGAGGUGGGUCAGUCCCACAGUUUCAGACCUGGCCAUCUGUGUUGCUGAGGACAAUAAAAGCUUGUGGUUUAUUUUUCAAA